UAUCUUUUUUCCCGCAUAACACUUUUUUGUGUCUCAAAUUUCCCAUUUUUUUUUCUGCUUUCAGUUUUGAUCAUUCAUCACACAACAAGUUCUUCGAUUGUUAGGUACAAGAUUCGUGAGGGGCCAGCAAUGACCACAUCUCUUCUACUCCCAUCUCCUUCCUGUGCUUCUAUACUGAGCAAAGGGACUAACAGAAUUUGCACUCGUGCUUCAUUUCACACUCUUAAAUCCCAUGUGAAGAAGGGCUUCAGAGUUAGAGCACUUAAAGAAAAGACAGAGGAAAUUGAAAGUCCUUCUCAACAAUCUUCACCUGAAGAAGUUACAAAGAAGUAUGGCCUUGAAGCUGGUCUUUGGCAGAUUUUCAGCUCAAAAGAGGAAGGAAAGGAUAAUUCUGAACAACAGAAAUCAAAAGGUGAUCAAGCCAAGGAAUUGCUAGCAAAAUAUGGAGGAGCAUACUUAGCCACCUCCAUUACUCUGUCAUUGAUCUCUUUCGCACUAUGUUAUGCAUUAAUUAGCGCUGGAAUUGAUGUACAAUCUUUACUGCAGAAGGUUGGAAUCUCAACUGAUGCGACUGGAGAGAAAGUUGGUACCUUUGCAUUGGCAUAUGCUGCACAUAAAGCUGCAUCUCCAAUUAGGUUUCCACCCACAGUAGCUCUUACCCCAAUUUUAGCUGGUUGGAUUGGAAAGAAAGUUGAGAAAGAUAAGUAGCUUGUAGUGGUACCUUCAAAUAACAAUGUUCCCUUGUAAUAUGCUUCUCUACAUAGUAUUUUCAAAUGAACAUUUAUUUUCCACCCUUCUGGUCAUGUACAUCCUUAUUAUUACUUUACGAUAAUGAAAAUGAUGUUUAAAAAUAAUAAACAGUCUAUUCGCCAA
This is a messenger RNA of Glycine soja, 873 nucleotides long. RefSeq lists its product as uncharacterized. NCBI's taxonomy places the organism in Eukaryota, Viridiplantae, Streptophyta, Magnoliopsida, Fabales, Fabaceae. Gene Ontology annotation, cellular component: mitochondrion. The record is from RefSeq and is a predicted model, not a curated record. The transcript has 3 exons. The coding region runs from base 130 to 708 and encodes 192 amino acids.